Molecule: messenger RNA, 1497 nt
Organism: Acaulospora colombiana
Lineage: Eukaryota; Fungi; Glomeromycota; Glomeromycetes; Diversisporales; Acaulosporaceae
Source: the annotation of a GenBank genome assembly
GGGUUCGCCUAUGCCAAUGUAUCUAAUCCCGAAAUCUGCACGAACGAUGUUUGGCCUGGCAAGUAUGGGGAAUACAAAACCAAUACGGCGCUUCAAUAUGACACAUUCUUUCACAAGGUUGUGGCAUGGGGAUAUCCUGCGCUGGCGAAGCUACCUAAUAAAAGUCGUCACAGUGUCAGUAGAUCAAUCUCAACAAGUGAUGACAAUGAUACUUCAAAUAAUAUUACCGCGUCAAAUGCACCGAUGACGGUUCCCAAACCCGUAGAAUUAUUUAAACUGCACCUGGGAGAUUUAGCAAAGGGUGAGAAGCCCACAUUACCGGAAGGGAUGGAUUACAAAAGACCUAUCACGGAUUAUUUAAGGGAGAUGGCGGAAGCAGCUUCGGUUUGUUGCAUAAAAUUUUUCAAGGAACGACUCACCAACUCAGUAGGAUCUCAAUUUCUGACUGUCGAUAUCGGGGGUGGAACUGUUGACUUGACCAAGCGCAAAUUGCUUGACAACUUUAAACUAGAUGAAAUCAGUGAAAGUACGGGCGGCUUCUGUGGAAGUUCUUACGUGGAUAAAGAAUUCGUCAAAUUUCUUGGGAGGAAAAUUGGGGAAACCGCGAUUCGACUUUUCGAACGAAACAAUUACGGUCAAUUUCAAUAUCUCAUACAAGAAUUUUGCAAACGCGUUAAGAUCCCGUUCACCGGUAAUCCCGAAGAUUUUAAAGAAUAUGAAUUAGAUAUUGAAGAGGUCUGUCCCGUUCUGAAACAGUAUGUCCAUGGCUUGGAGAGAACCAUAUUGGAAUAUGAUGAAUGGAUUAUCACCAUUGGCUUCAAAGAUGUGAAAGAGAUGUUUGAUCCAGUGGUUGAGAAGAUCUUAAAAUUAAUCGAUGACCAGAUAACCAAGGGCGAUGAAUUUGUUUCAUCGAUUUUCUUGGUAGGCGGAUUUAGUGAAUCAGAAUAUUUACAGUCAAGAAUCAAAGAGGAAUUUUCCUCUAAAGUAUUGAAUAUCUGUGUGCCUGUGGAACCGAUAAGUGCCGUGGUUAGAGGCGGACUAGAAUAUGGAUUGAACAUUGGUGUUGUUCGGAGUAGAGUAUUGAAGUAUACGUAUGGUGUAAUGGUUAACGCAAGAUUCAAUGAGCUUAAAGAUCCCGUGGAAAGAAGAAAAGAGGAUGGAAGAAUUUUUAAGUUUCAUCGGUUGGCCGAAAGAGGAACGCAAGUUAAUGUCGAUCAAGAAUUUUCCGACAUCUUCCCUCCCUCAUCUGAAAGGCAGACUAGUGUAAGGUGUGCUGUCUAUAUCACCACUGCUCAAGAUGCCGAGUACGUUGAUGAACCCGGAAUGAAAUUUUUAGGCAGUUUAUCGUUUGAUCUGCCUGAUCCUGAAUUAGGUUACAAUAGAAAGAUUUACUUCUCUUUGACUUUCGGGCAAAUGGAAAUCCGUGCUAAUGCGAAAAAUCUCAAGACCGGUAGAAGUUAUGUGACCAGCUUUGAACUGAAUUUGCAGGACAAGUGA